Messenger RNA from Hyposmocoma kahamanoa, 4012 nucleotides. RefSeq lists its product as uncharacterized. The record is from RefSeq and is a predicted model, not a curated record. The transcript is spliced from 2 exons. Bases 213 to 3542 code for a protein of 1109 amino acids. NCBI's taxonomy places the organism in Eukaryota, Metazoa, Arthropoda, Insecta, Lepidoptera, Cosmopterigidae.
UAUAUAAACCUAGCGUUGUCUAUCCUUGAACUUCAUUUCGCCUCGGCUCCAACACCUCAUACACAUUGAAUUACACAAGUAAAAGUAACGUACGUAACUUACUCAAGCAACAUAGAACAGUCGACUUCACAAACGGACUAUGGUGUUAGUGAAUUAUGGUGUGAAAUUAAACUGAACUGUGUUGGUGCUGAAUUUUUUUUGAAACUGUGAAGAUGAAGGCCGUACUGCAAACGAUACGGAUACUAGUCAUAGUUCUAUCCACCGGAAACGUUCGCUGUCAAGAUGGAUUCAGCAAUCAAGACCUCUUGCGUCUACAUCAAAUCGCCAAUGAAGGUCAGGUAGAGCCCAUCACUAGCUACAAUACUAAUGUACUACAACGAGAUGUAAACAGUCAGACGCUCAGUUCUCUGAGUGCUCAGUACCAAAUGGACGAUGUGCAAAAAGAAGAAGACUACAAUAGAGCGGAUCGUGGACGCGGUAAAAAAAUAUAUCGUAUAAAAAAUCCCUUCCAACGAAAUUUGAACGAAGAGACAUUACAGCAAGAUACCAACUCUGGGUCACAGGACAGCGACACCGGGGCUAGUAACCAGUAUGCGGCCAUGCAGUACUCAUUACCACCGGAACAAUUCCUCCAACAAAUGAGAGCAGAAAACAAUUAUUAUCAACAGCAGGCUGCUUCAGUAGAGCAAGCAUCUACCUCCACCCCCAACUUAGGAUAUACAGCUACACCGCAACCACAAUAUCAAUACCCGACAAUAGCCGCCUCAGUUUAUGACAACAAUGGUCAACAAUCGAAUCAAAUUUCGCAGACAGAACCAAAAAUGGCUCAACCCCAAACUUACCGAUCAAUUGACAACCUCUAUCACUACAACGGUCCUAACUCCUACGGAUUUGAAAAUGCACAAAGUAUCCCGUCUCCUUUACCACAGUAUUUAUCUACUGCAUCCAAUAAUCAAUACAUUGGUACGCCAGCUAACACUCAUGUGUCCAGUUCUUCUCCAAUAUUCUUGUCUAGUCCCUCAAAUUUACAGCAAUAUGUCUCGUCCCCGCAAGCACCCGUGCCAACAGGAGUAGUAGAAUACAAUAAUAAGGUUACAUCUACUAUAGGUAGCAAUAUAAUUAACUUUGACAACCCUGAAAAGAAAAUGCAAAUUGAUCAUUUUGAUAUUUCUACGAAUGGCUUAAGAUAUCAACCUCAAUAUCAAAAUGAUUAUCCAUCAUCAACAUCUUCACCUCCUCCUCUCUCUACUCCUUACCCUGAUCCUGUAAGAGAUUCUUGGCAAAAUACGAUGAAUUCGAAUGCAUUACAAAAAUCCUUCCAGGAUGCAGCCUUAUCACAAUAUCAAAAAUACCAUUAUAGCAAGAUUCAACAAGACAGCAGAAUAGAUCAAAAUUCUGAAAGCGAUACACAUAGGAUUGGUAACUUACCUUCCGCAAAUAACUUAUACUUAAGUUUCAUACAACCAGAUUAUCAAGCAUUGCAAAAUUUAAAAAGUCAUAACAGAGAAAUAGAACAAGAAAUUGGUCAAACCGAACGCUAUUCUCAUGGUGAAUAUGGCUGGAAGUUAAACGACAAGAAACCUCAAGGUAGUCCGACAGCAUAUUCUACCACGUCAAAUAAUUAUCCUUAUCAACAACGUUAUCAACCGUCACUUGCACUUCCGGAAGGUGUUGCCGUCAGCCAAAUGAGCUUUCAUAUGGAUACAGGAAAACCACCUAAUUUUGAACAUAUCUCUAAAUCAAGCUCGGAUGCACACACCGAUGCACAAGAAUUUGCCAAAGCCGCUGCUAAGGCUCAUGAAAAUAUGAAACGUCAGCAGUAUUACGGAAACGAUUAUUCUAAUUACAAUCCAAAUCCAUUAACUGGAGGCAGUAUUUAUGGCAAUGAAAAGCAAAGACCAAAAUUUUAUGAAAAUGCAAAUGCGUAUAUUUAUAGUAGUGCUCAACCGGAUUUAAUUACAGCUUCACCAUAUGCAUAUUAUAGUAAUUCUAGAGAAAAUAUAGUAGACGAUAAACCAAAGCAACCCUUUGAUCACGACAAAGCGUUGAAAAACAUUGUUCCCAUUGACGUGUCAAAUGUAGUUAACUCUGAAUCUCAACAAAAGUUGCCCCAAGGUCUGGAUAAUGGUCAUAGAUACACUCUACAACCAUACAGCAAAGACCAAUUAGAGCAAAAUUUGAAACAAAAUUUCAAAACAAUUACGGACUCGUUUUAUCAAGAUAAAAAUGCCAUUUAUGGAAUAAAUAUACGGCCGAAACCAGAAGAAAUAUCGUCGUCUGAUGGACUGAAAUAUGAACCUAACUUGAAUUUUUACAAUAAACAACCGGAACAGUAUUAUAGUCCAAAUUUGCCAACAUCUACUAAUUACAUUCCUUCACAAACAACUAGUUAUCAAGAUAGUCUUCAUUCUCCAGCCAAUAUACAACCUCAAGGCGUACAACGCCCUCAAAAUCCAACUGACAUUUCAAGUAUUCUGAAGCUGAACGACAUUCCAUAUAGAUUAACUCAAAAUUUACCACAAGAAUCAUUCCGUAUGAACAACGACUAUCAACAGCCUAUUGAAUUACCUACAUCAUUACCAUUGCGAUUGAAUCAAAACGUUGGAAGUCAUCAAUUAGACGUUGCGGCAAAAAUUCUUAAUAAUUUAGUGCUGAAUAAACAACAACAACAGAUGAAUAGACCGGAAAUUGAUUCCCAAUCAAGUGGCAUUCUAUCAACGAUUAAUGGAUUUAAAGUAGCAAAUCCUUACAAUGUAGACCUAAAUCUCGUAGCAAAUAUGUUAAAAGGAAAGCCAACAAUUGAUGAAAGUCGCAUGAUAGGUUUGAGGGAACCGUACGCUAAACCAGCACCACCUCUCAGACUGGAUCUUGGUCAGUUACAGCAGAUAUUUUUCAAACAUGAAACCGGUAAUCCUAGUCUUUCUCCGGUAAGCGAUGGUCUAAGUGCAUAUAACAAUCCGUACUUUGAUAUUUAUAGCAAUGGAAGAUUCCCUUAUCAAGGCGUGAAGUAUUCGCGUAGUCAAGAAGAAGAGGAAAGUAUUGUGCCUAUUGCUGACGCAUCCAACAAUCAUCCCAUAGGUGCGGUAGUCGAACAAGAUGAUCCAGUAAAUGUGAGAGAAAUUGACACUGAAACAGAAUUGACAGGACAGGAGGAUGAUCACCUCUCUGUUACUAAUAACCUUGGUGGAGAAAGACAUAAAAUUCCUAUUAGUUCUAAACCUAAGCUAAUAGAAAGACAUAGACAUCCAAUGUCGAUAUCAGGGCGGUUUUCUUAUCCCAGAAAGUAUGCUAAAGGAGGCAUUGCUGAGCCUUAUCCUUUACUUAAACCACCUCCUAGAACAAGAAGCAUUUAUAAUAAAAAUGACAAACGAAAACGGAGGGUUAAGAAGAGACCAAGAAUGGUUAGAAUUAUGAAAGCAGAACCUUUGUUUGAAGCCAAUAUUGAGGAUCAGGAGAUGCCGACUUUGCUAAGACCACCUCCGCCUGUAGCAGAAGCGAAAUCUGAUAAAGUAGUUGAUAAGGAUCAAACGUCGAGUUCUUAGAAACUCAACGCAUUCUAAUUAUAAAGCAACUUUGUUGUAAGUUAUCGUCAUGAGUUACUGGACUCAUGAGUUAUUGUUGUUCAUUUUGAUCUUUGAGGAGAUUUCCCUUCUAUAUGAUGGGUAGAAUAUAUAAUUCGAUUCUAUGGGGGUUAGGCUGUAUGGUGCUACAGACAUAUUUUAGUUAUUAUAAUACAAUAUUAUAUGUACUCGUAUAGUCAAGAAUUCUUAAUUCCUCCACGUAUCCAUCUAAAACGUAUUAUUUUUAAAUUGUUCUCUUACCGAAAUAAUGUAAACUGUUAUUUGGCAUUUAUUACCAAUAAUGAUUCGAUAAAAGUAUUUGUAAAGUAUGUACAUAGUUUUAGUAUAGUUAUCUAAGGCUUUUUGUAUUUUAUAAGUUGUAAAUAUUUAAAACGAUUGUUGCUCUAUUGUUUGUGUUGUGAUAAGGGAACUAAAAACGAUGUUAAGUUUAU